AUGCACACGACCCUGACGUCCCCGCUCGCUUCUCUCCCAGCCGACAUCCUCCUCGAGAUUGCGGCCUAUCUCAACUCAACCAGCGACGUCUUUCACCUCUCCAUCUCCUCCACCCUGCUCUUCGCUAACUUAUAUUCUGCCCUCUACGCCUACGUCCAUCUCAACUCCGUCACCCAAUGUACCUCCACAUUAGCCAUGCUUUGUCGCCGUCCAGACAUUGCCCGACAUGUCCGCAAACUCUUCAUCUCCCUCGGCCAUGAAUCUUCAACGGGACAAAUUGGCCUCAUAGACGGCUACAACGUUUCAUCCCACUUGAUCAAAGCCGCUCGCACACUUGAUGCACUCAACACUUUUGUCUGGGACGGCGACGAAAUCCCUCCAUACGACGAUGUCUGGUGGGCCCUCCGUAACAACUGCCCACAAUUGCGAACCAUUGGUGCAUCGUACGGUACCUUAUUACCGGAUCCUCACAGUCAUCUUUACGACUUUUCUGGGCUAAUUGGUUUCUCUCUCAUAUCAAAACAUGGCAUGUAUCAUGCACUUGAAACCAUGUCCUCCGAAAGUCGCCUGUGGACCAUGCUCAUCAAGCGGUGCCCGGACCUUGAAGAGCUGUACAUUGAUGGUGCAUCUUUCGAUCCCGGCACGGUCCAUCCUCUCUGCCACGGUCGUUGGCCUAGACUUCGUCGACUCGGGGUCGGCGAUAUUGUGUUGGACUGGCACCGUCUGCGCAACAACGACACGAAGCGCCCUUUCAUCGAGUUCUUGGAAGCCCACCCCCAGCUCCGUUCGUUGCGUACCUCGAGGCAUGCCCUCAACCCGGCCCACAUGUCUGACCUAGACAUCGAUGCACUUCCCCAUCUUGAGGAAUUCACGGGUUCUUUAGAGCAUCUUCAGGUGAUAGCCGCGGCCCACCCUGAUAUCAAGCAUGUCACCUUCAACGAGCCAAUGAUCAUACGGGAUCUUGCCCCUAUGGUUAUCGUGAACGUGCUGCAGAACCUGCAUUCACUCAACACCUUGGACAUCUCCUUCGCCUUCCAUUCGACGUAUGAAAGUGGCAGCUUGGUUAGGUCGCUGGUGGGGGCCUGCCCCAAUCUUGUGAACUUCUCUUUGACGUGUGCACGCAAGCCCUCGUUACAACUGGAGAACUUCUCCAAAGCCAUCCGGCCGCUUAGUCGACUCCGAUGGCUCAACCUCACCCUCGUUCGGCACAACUACGAAGAGCCGCUCCUCACCUGUGCGAUCAACAUUGCCCGCUCCAACCCACGGCUGUCAUACAUCAACAUCAACUUCAUCCCCCCAUGUGUCACCCUGCCCCUCCCGCUUCCCACGUCCUUCACGCACUCCCCGCCCGAGACGCACCUCCCGCCCGAUUUCGUCGAGAGCGGCUCCUACACGCUCUCCACGGACGAACACGGCCUGCCCACCGCACUCGCGUGCGUCGAGCGUCGCGCGACGCUCCCGCUCCUCGGCAUCGACGUCUCGCGCACCGGCUGGCUCGCGCAGGUCGGCGGGCGCAUCCUCGCCGCGCCGCGCACGCGCCGCUUCACCGUCGACCUCCAGCCCAAGAAGCCGUGGCGCGGGUACGGCUCGCUGCUCGUCGAGCGGAGCGCGGCCGGCGAGGAGGUCCGGCUGCUCACCGUGCUCGUCAGCCUCGCCUCGCUGUCGGUCUGGGGAUACGUGGGCUUCGGAAUGGGGUGA
Messenger RNA from Coniophora puteana RWD-64-598 SS2, 1698 nucleotides. RefSeq lists its product as uncharacterized. The transcript has 5 exons. The record is from RefSeq and is a predicted model, not a curated record. The coding region runs from base 1 to 1698 and encodes 565 amino acids. Lineage: Eukaryota; Fungi; Basidiomycota; Agaricomycetes; Boletales; Coniophoraceae.